This is a messenger RNA of Vicugna pacos (alpaca), 3022 nucleotides long. The record is from RefSeq and is a predicted model, not a curated record. Lineage: Eukaryota; Metazoa; Chordata; Mammalia; Artiodactyla; Camelidae.
AGAGGCGGUGCCGCCCGCCGUGGCUGCCUCAGCCCACCAGCUGGGACCGCGAGCCAUGCAGCCGGUCGCCCGCCCCCAGGGCUGUUAGAGCCAGACUGCGAACUCUCGCCACUGCCGCCACCGCCGCGUCCCGUCCCAUCGCCGCGGGCAGCAGCCAAAGCCGCCCCAACUGCAGCACAGAGCGGGCAAGGCCGGGCAGGCCAUGGGGCACUGGGCGCUGCUGCCCGGCUGGGUUUCCGCUACGCUGUUGCUGGCGCUGGCCGCUCUCCCUGCAGCCCUGGCCGCCAACAGCAGUGGCCGAUGGUGGUAAGUGAGCUGGUGCGGGGUCGCCACUUGUCUCGGGGCACAGAGCCAGGGGCCAGCCCCAUCCAGCUCCCACGCUCUGGGAUCCGUCCGCAGACCGGCUCCCUCCAGCGCUCUGACUUCCCUCUGAGACACCGAGGGGCGCUCUGGAGCGGAGCUGCUCCAGAGAAUCCAGCUCUGCUAAAGUGGGGUGAAUGGAGUGCCUGGUGGCCCAUUAUACUCCAGGCAGGGAGCCCACUUCCAUUUAGCACCGCCCUUCUUCCUUGAGCCCCAAACCGAGCCUCACGGUGGUAGCCACACCACAAGUCUCCCAGACUCGGCUAGCGGGUAGCGAAGGGCCAGGCAUGAACUCAGAAAGGAGACAAGAAGAGGGUGGGACCCCUAAGCAUUUCACGCCUUGGGUGGGCAUGCACUGUAGGCCAGGGUUUCCUAGCCCAGGCUGCUGGGAAGCAGGCUCUGAGAACCAAGGUGAACGUCUAGUCACCGGGUUCCCCAUGCCUCCGCUGUCCAGUCCCAGGCGCAGGAUCCCGAGCAGCCCUAAGACUCCUGGGCACAUAAAAGUCUGGACUCCCAGUCCUUUCAAACUAGUGAGCCCGGGAGCGCGGAGUCAUUACCUUACUAUUGAUCUCCCAUCUCUCUUUCUCGGGCCAAUAGCCCCAGGAAGAGGACAGGGUGGGCAUGACGUUUCUGGUUAGGGUGCACGUCUCCUUCCAGAGCUUGAGCUCCUAUCAUGCGUCUCACCAGGGGCAUCGUGAACGUAGCCUCCUCCACGAACCUGCUGACCGAUUCCAAGAGCCUGCAACUGGUACUCGAGCCCAGCCUGCAGCUGCUCAGCCGCAAACAGCGGCGGCUGAUCCGCCAGAACCCUGGGAUCCUGCACAGUGUGAGCGGGGGGCUGCAGAGCGCUGUGCGAGAGUGCAAGUGGCAGUUCCGGAACCGCCGCUGGAACUGUCCCACGGCUUCAGGGCCCCACCUCUUCGGCAAAAUCGUCAACCGAGGCUGUCGGGAAACUGCAUUUAUCUUCGCCAUCACCUCAGCCGGGGUCACCCAUUCGGUGGCGCGCUCCUGCUCGGAGGGCUCCAUCGAGUCCUGCACGUGCGACUACCGGCGGCGCGGCCCGGGGGGUCCCGAUUGGCACUGGGGGGGCUGCAGUGACAACAUUGACUUCGGCCGCCUCUUUGGCAGGGAGUUUGUGGACUCCGGGGAGAAGGGGCGGGACCUGCGCUUCCUCAUGAACCUUCACAACAACGAGGCGGGCCGCACGACGGUGUUCUCUGAGAUGCGCCAGGAGUGUAAGUGCCACGGCAUGUCCGGCUCGUGCACGGUGCGCACGUGCUGGAUGCGGCUGCCCACACUGCGCGCCGUGGGGGACGUGCUGCGCGACCGCUUCGAUGGCGCCUCGCGCGUCCUCUACGGCAACCGCGGCAGCAACCGCGCCUCGCGGGCUGAACUGCUGCGCCUCGAGCCGGAAGACCCAGCGCACAAGCCGCCCUCCCCUCACGACCUCGUCUACUUUGAGAAAUCGCCCAACUUCUGCACAUACAGCGGACGCCUGGGUACAGCGGGCACGGCGGGGCGCGCCUGCAACAGCUCGUCGCCCGCGCUGGACGGCUGCGAGCUGCUCUGCUGUGGCCGGGGCCACCGCACGCGCACGCAGCGCGUCACGGAGCGCUGCAACUGCACCUUCCACUGGUGCUGCCACGUCAGCUGCCGCAACUGCACGCACACGCGUGUCCUGCACGAGUGCCUGUGAGGCGCUGCGCGGGCUCGCCCGGAGGAGGGUUCUCCUCAAGCCCACCCCCGAACAGAUUCGCUGGCACCUGAGACCCUGAUCUGCGCCCACCCAGUCCCUCCAGCCACACUCCGCAAUUUAUUCGUACCCAAUCUUUUCUCCCACCUCCUCCUACCCGGGGACUCCUGAAACCACUUGCCUGGGGCGGCAUGAACCCUCUGGCCAUCCUGAUUGACCUGCCCCGGACCUACCUCCCUCCCUCUCCGCGGGAGACCCCUUGUUGCACUGCCCUCUGCUUGGCCAGGAGGUGAGAGAAAGAUUCGUCCCCUCCCCCAUCAGGGUCAGCUCCUAACAUGUUGCUCCGCUUCCACCGCGCCAGCGACCCCCCUGCCUCUCUCCCUCUCCUUUAUCCUCCGUUUCCUCCAGGUCUCAUUCUCCUGCCAAGGGUGCAGACCCUGAACACACACCUGGGCAUCAGGGCCUUUCUCCUCCCCACCUACAGCUGAAGAGGGAGGUUCCAGGGUGAAAGCGCAGCUGUGGUGAUGUGGAAAAUGAGGUUGGGGGACCCAACAGAAAUAUCCCCAUUCUCCCAGCCUCUGUCGUGGAGCCAUUGAACAGCUGUGAGCCAUGCCUCCCUCGGCAACCUCCUACCCCUUCCUGUCCUGCCUCCUCAUCAGUGUGUAAAUAAUUUGCACUGAAACGUGGAUACAAAGCCACGAGUUUGGUUGUUGUAAAUAAAACUAUUUAUUGUGCUGGGUUCCAGCCUGGUUUGCAGAGACCACUUCCACCCCAACCCAAUCCCUUGCCAUUCUUCUCUCCUUCUGCCCUCCAGCCUUUUCUGACCCCUCUUCUCCUCUCCUCAAUUUCUCAAAGAUGCCUUUGCCUACCGGAAUCAGUAUUUCCUUCCACUGUAGCUAUUAGUGGCUCCCCGCCCCCACCAACGUAGUAUCUUCCUUUGCAGAAUAAAAUCUCUAUUUUUAUCAAUGA